This is a messenger RNA of Neltuma alba, 1833 nucleotides long. RefSeq lists its product as uncharacterized. The transcript has a single exon. Lineage: Eukaryota; Viridiplantae; Streptophyta; Magnoliopsida; Fabales; Fabaceae. The record is from RefSeq and is a predicted model, not a curated record. The coding region runs from base 1 to 1833 and encodes 610 amino acids.
AUGCAAUUAUCAAAGACAACUGCUCUGAGCCACAUAAAUGAGAAGUAUCCACCUGUUAGAAAGGAAAAGCUAUAUUUUCCAGAAGUUGAUGUGGGAAGAAGUCAUCUAUGUGACUCUGUAAUUCACACCCAGCCAGAAGGAAGAGCUAGCAAAACUGAUCAUCAAGAAGGGGAGCUUCGAAAGGUGAAUGAAGAAAGUGUGGGUCCAUCUCAAUCAGACAUGCUCUUGCAAGAUGCUUCUGUUGAUAGCAAUCCUACAACAACCUCCCCCGCUGCUAUAACAGAGAUCAACCAGAGUGAAACACCCUCACAAGCUACUAAAAUAAAGAGCAACGACAGUGAUGUGCCCUCAAAAGCUACGGCUGUGGAGAAAAAUCGUAGUGACUGUCUGGGUGUUAAUGUGGAAAGGGCCCUGGAGCAGCUUGUGUCUCGAAUGGACAAAAUGGAAGCAAUCUGUUUGGGCUUUCAAGAGAAAAUGCUAAUGCCCAUAAGCAGCAUUGAGGCUAGGCUCCAGCAAGUAGAGCAGCAGCUUGAAACACUGACCAUCAAAUUACAGAAUUCUGGAUUCCCAUCGUGCUCUAGAACUUAUGCUCCAGAUAGUUCCUGCACUCAGUCAGAUGCUAACUCAUGUGACAAUUGUCAUGGUAGUAGUGUCACUGGAGGAUUGAAACCAGACAAGAACGGUUCUCAUAUUGAAGGACUAUCUGUCUCCUCUAACGAUAGUUCUGAUUCAGCUAAUGCUACUCAAUUGCACCCUGGUCUCAUAGUCACAGCUCCUGAGUUUCUUGAUGCUGAGGAUGAAGAAGAAAAUAAAACACUGGGAUUAGAAACAGCUUCAAAUGAUAAAGAGAGGCAGCAUAUGUCAAUUGAUGAUGCUGUAGCUUCUGCAUUAGCUGGAUUUUUAUCUUCUGUAACUUCAGAAACUCCGAGGUAUACCAAAAGUCUUGUAGUCAGAGCCCCUGAGUUUAUAAAUGAAUAUGAUCAUGAAAACAAUGAUGCUUCACCUAGAACUUCAUAUGAGAUAGAAAAUAAUGAUGAUUCAAACCAUUUCAAAGACACGGAGAAUAUUAGCAGCUUGCAAGAGGUCAACUUCAAACAGUGUUCAUUCGGAAACAGAAAAGGUGAAGAAUAUUGCCAACAUAGCGCUGGAGAAGAUGACCAGAAAGAGGCGCGUGUAGAACCUGGCGUCCUAGCUGAGCAUGAUCCAGGAACAAGUUUUGAGCAUACUGUGGAGGAUAACGAAAGCAGAAAUAUCAGUGUUCAGAUACAUGAUAGUUUAUCAUCCACGAGUGACAUUCCUAAGCUGUGUCAGACAGAUAGUGUCUCUAGUAGUUCCACUGAGGGAGAAGUUUGUGUGAACACUGACUGUACAGACACAGUAGCGACAGAAGUCCCAAAAAAAGCCUCUCACGAAGAUAUUAUGGAGAAUGUUCUUGGAUUUUCAUGCGGUUCCUCUGUGGUGGAUUUCAAAACAUCAAUCUUAGAUGUAAAAUUCAUCUCUCGGGAAAAUCAUGUUACCAAGCCUUUCCUUGCAGCUCUUGUUGACACUCCAGAGACGAGCUCUCAGGAUGAUCCUGUGGGUGGAAACAGUGAUGAUCUUCCUAUUAACGAACAAUUUAAGAAUAAUGGUAAUCUUUCAGUUGCAGAGCAGAAUGAUUUGAUCUCAAUAGAUGUUGCAGAACCGGUGGAUCCAGCUAUCAAUGCCCGUUUUUCAGUGGAUAAGGACUAUUGUGCUUUGAUAAAUGUGCCUGUGGAGGUUCAGGGUGAUGACCUGCAAGAGGACCGUAAACGCAAACGCAACGAGGAUGAAAUUGCUUCUUCAAGUCUCAUAUGA